Otolemur garnettii (small-eared galago) is the source of this 1297-nucleotide messenger RNA. It is a transcript of the gene GLI4, whose product is annotated as GLI family zinc finger 4. Gene Ontology annotation, cellular component: PcG protein complex; transcription regulator complex. The record is from RefSeq and is a predicted model, not a curated record. The transcript has 4 exons. Lineage: Eukaryota; Metazoa; Chordata; Mammalia; Primates; Galagidae. Gene Ontology annotation, biological process: regulation of transcription by RNA polymerase II. Bases 89 to 1219 code for a protein of 376 amino acids. Gene Ontology annotation, molecular function: DNA-binding transcription factor activity, RNA polymerase II-specific; RNA polymerase II cis-regulatory region sequence-specific DNA binding.
GGACUGGACGCGCUUCCGGCCGGCGUGCGGCGGCCUCCUCCCGCUCGAAGGUCCCAGGUGUGCACACCUUCAGCCAGUCUCAGGGAAGAUGGCAGCCCUAGGGGACACUCAGGAGUCCCUUCCUGUCCUGUACCCUGUCAGUCUUUCUCCACCGGGGACACCUGGAGCCCAGCACCAUGAGACACGGCUUCACUUCCACAGGCAUCAGCAUGGCUCCCCCAGCUCCAGCCCUGAGGUACUCUCCCAGUCAUCUGACCAGGAUCUCCAAGACAUAGAGGAAGUUGAGAUUGGCAGAGACGCCUUCUGGCCAGAUUCGGAGUCCCAGCUGGAGCAGACUGCUCCUCACCCCUUGCGCAUCCCUGAAGAUGGGGUGGGCCAGGACGGGGGUGCGCUGCGGGGCCUCCUGAGAAGCCUUCCCCGGGGAGCCAAGUGUCCCAGGUUGGAACAGCCGGCAGGCCAACCGCCAGGGACUCUGCCCAGUGCCCAGCACACGGGCGCGUGGUGCUCGACGCUCGAGACACAGGGAGCCCCCGGGGUCGAGGGUGGGCCCGAGCGGGUUGCCGAGCUGGGGGGCAGCUUCGGCCGGGUCGCAGGCCACGGGACGCGGCAGGGCAGCCCGCGGGGGGCCAAGGUGCACCGGUGCGAGGCCUGCGGCAAGAGCUUCAAGUACAACUCAUUGCUGCUGAAGCACCAGCGCAUCCACACAGGCGAGAAGCCUUACGCCUGCCACGAGUGCGGCAAGCGCUUCCGUGGCUGGUCGGGCUUCAUCCAGCACCACCGCAUCCACACGGGAGAGAAGCCAUAUGAGUGUGGCCAGUGCGGCCGCGCCUUCAGCCACAGCUCGCACUUCACGCAGCACCUACGCACACACAAUGGCGAGAAGCCCUACGAGUGCGGCGAGUGCGGCCAGGCCUUCAGCCAGAGCUCCAACCUGGUGCGCCACCAGCGGCUGCACACGGGGGAGAAACCCUAUGCCUGCAGCCAAUGUGGCAAGGCCUUCAUCUGGAGCUCUGUGCUCAUCGAGCACCAGCGCAUCCACACGGGCGAGAAGCCCUACGAGUGCGCCGACUGUGGCAAGGCCUUCCGCGGCCGCUCACACUUCUUCCGGCACCUGCGGACCCACACAGGAGAGAAGCCCUUCGCCUGCGGCAUCUGCGGCAAGGCCUUUGGCCAGAGCUCCCAACUCAUCCAGCACCAGAGGGUGCACUACCGGGAGUAGCCGGGGCUGAGACCGGCCUGCGGGGGUCCUGUGCCCCUUCCCUCCUGGCUGGCGCUGCCUAACACGGCAUGCCCAGUG